AUGCUCGUCUACAUUCAGCACACUGCGAUAUUGGGCCUUGCAUGGGCCUUGUUCGCAGUAUCCCUACUUGCAGCCUACAUCUGGGGCAACGAUAGGCGACUUGUUACCAUUCCGGAAUCAGUCCAAGCUCUUGGACUAGAAGCGGUUACGCCGGAGGACGUCAAAGCCGAGGUUUUGAAGGUGCAGGGAGAGGCCUCUAAUGGAAAGAGAGACGAAGAAAAGGGAGAAUCGUACGAGAGGGAGCUGGAGGAACAAUUGCCGCCCAGAACUGGGAGGAGGUAUAUCGUGGUUGGAGGGGGUGGCUUCCUUGGAGGGUGGAUUGUCCUUCACCUGCUGAAACGAGGCGAAGACCCGAUGAGCAUCCGGAUUGUUGAUUUAGCGCCCACGCCCGUCAACCCACUGGUGCGGGAGCAGGUCGGAGAAGGGCGAGGUGUGGAGUAUGUGCGUGCAGAUGUGACGGAUGAAAGGGCAAUCGAGGAGGCAUUCAGUGCCCCUUGGAGUGAUGAGGAAGCUCGCAACUCAGUUCAGUCUGGAGCUCACGAGGGAGAGAAACCGACACGCCCAGGCCUUACGAUUUUCCAUGCAGCAGCGUCUGUCCGAUUCUUCGAGCGCCACCCUGCUUUCCUGCCAAGGUCGACGUCCGUGAAUGUGGAUGGGACCCUGAAUGUGUUGCGAGCUGCGACAAGCUCUCGUGUUAAUGCGGAUGUUCUUGUAUACACAAGUUCAGCGGCAGUUGGGUGUAGGAGUCACAGAGCGUUGGGGUGGCCUUGGGAAGGGCCACCAGAAAGGCUGUAUCAAGUGAUUAACGAGGGAGAUGGCGGUUGGGAGGACGAUAAAAACGUCGAGGAGCAAAAGAAGAGGGAGGAUUAUUGCUCCACAUAUCAUCAGUCCAAGGCGAUUGCGGAGACACUUGUGAGGAGUUGGGAUGGGAGAACGGUAAAUUUACCCGACGGGCGCACAAUGAUCCUACGAACAGGCUGCAUUCGGCCAGGGAACGCAAUUUAUGGACCUUACGGGGCAUGCUGGAUGGACGACUGUCUCGAGCGCGGAUCGACACCUGCCUGGCAAGCGCACGUUGUCAGCUCAUUUGUCUAUGUGGAGAAUGCGUCGCUUGCACACCUAUUGUAUGAGCAACGGCUUUUGGAUGCCGCUACCGUCAACAGGAAAGGGGAAUGGCGGGAAGAGAAGGAGGGCUUGGGUUGUCCUGUUGGACGGGCUCUACCUGAUAUCGGUGGCCAAACAUUCUGUGUGACGGAUCCUGGCCCGCCUGUGUCAUUUCGGGAUAUACACACUAUCAUGGGCAUCUUCACAAACGGAACGGUGCGCUUCACGCAUAUAUCUAUCACCUUCAUGGUCCUUCUCUCGCACCUGUUUGAAGCUUAUUCCCUUCUUCAACACUAUGUCGGGAGAGUUUUCCCUUUGCUCGGAAAGCACUUACCGAUGCUUUCCGGCCAUUUGCAAUUCAUCCAACCCGCCAUGUUUAAUGGGAAUACGUGCCAUUUUGUUGUGGAUGAUCGGAAGGCAAGGAGGAGUCCUGGCGAGGGUGGUUUGGGGUACAAGGGAGUGUGGACGACGAAGGGGGGUGUUGUGAAGACAUUGGUGGAGUAUUACUCAGGAGUCAGCACGGGGUUAGAACGGGACGGACAAAGUACAAUUUCUAGGUCGAGGGUCUUACGAUUGUGA
Messenger RNA from Coprinopsis cinerea okayama7#130, 1683 nucleotides. RefSeq lists its product as hypothetical. The transcript is spliced from 2 exons. Gene Ontology annotation, molecular function: 3-beta-hydroxy-Delta5-steroid dehydrogenase (NAD+) activity; 3-beta-hydroxysteroid dehydrogenase [NAD(P)+]/C4-decarboxylase activity. Bases 1 to 1683 code for a protein of 560 amino acids. Gene Ontology annotation, biological process: ergosterol biosynthetic process. Lineage: Eukaryota; Fungi; Basidiomycota; Agaricomycetes; Agaricales; Psathyrellaceae. Gene Ontology annotation, cellular component: endoplasmic reticulum. The record is from RefSeq and is a predicted model, not a curated record.